UUCAGCCGCAUAUAAAAGCUACCGAUGAAAGCAAAUAUUGGGUAGGAAAACUGUGACACGGAGAGUGUAUUAUCAUGAUUAUGUGAAAACUCGACGCAUUCUCCAUUCAAGGUUAGUAUCUGUGCAUCCAAAAUGGAAAAGCUGCUACGAAAGUUUCAGGGGAAGAAGGCCCCAAACCCUCCAAAGCGAGAUUACACCGACAAACAGGGUGGGGAGCGGAGAACGAAGAGCUCUAUGAGCGACUCCGAGGAUGAACUGGGCGGCGGAGGAGUGUUCCGUAUGUCGAACGAGACCUCACCCAGGGGGAGCUCCCCGACACCGCACGGCGGCACCGUGGAAAGGUUCCGAUUUAGCAGCCAGACCUCUUACGGGACCGGAACAGUGGACUUGAAAAGCUGCGGUGCUGGCUCAGGAAGCCAGUUUGGUACAAACAGCCGAAAUGUCGGUGGUGGGGAAGGCUUGUUGGAUACGAGGAGAAGAAAUGACAGUGGAGGUGGUCCGAAAAGUCCAAACACAAAAACGCCCAUCGUUUUGGAUGACUACAGUGAUCCCAAAGAUGUCCUGAAAGCAGCCAUGGAGAGCGGUUUCAUUCCACCCCGGACCGAAGGCCACAACGUCAGCAGACCGUACGCGGAAGAUGAUUACUCGGUACCCUACGAAAUGAUCAAACAGAUGCGAUCUGGCCUCUUGCCAGAAGACGGCCCCAUCCCCAAUCAGCCCUACGCAGAUGAUGAUUAUAGCUUGCCGUAUGAUAUUGUCAAAAAAACCAAACAUCACAUCCCAGAAGAAGGAUGGGAUCCCAAUCGAAUGGCCAUCCCAGAGGAUGACUAUUCUUUACCAUACGAUGUUAUCAAACAUCUUAAGAAGCAACCUCCACCCUCCAAAGGCAAAUCAUCAGUGAGACAACACCAGCAUCAAUAUGAGGAACCGCCAGACACCAGUGAGAUCCCCAGGCGGACGUCAGCAGGCGAGAUUGCAGAGGAGCAUCAGUUCUGGGAGGAGAUAAACGUUACAGAGGAGGCAGCAUCCGGGGCCACCAAGGACCCCCAGGAGAAUGGCACGGCUUUGCUGUCGGACCCGCCCCUGUCCCCUGCCCCCGACCAGACACCCCAGAACGACAUGAGGCCACAGGGAGAAUACGACAACCCGUGGGAGUGGCGGUCCCCUGCCCUCCCCCGGCUACCGCCGGAGUCACCAGGCGGUGAGUUUAAGCGGUCACGGAGUAAGUCCGAUGUCGCGCACCUGGGCGGGAUCAACCGAACCAGUCCAGAUAGCGACACCCGACCACAGGAUGAUUAUGACCAGCCCUGGGAAUGGAUACAGAAGAAUAGGCAAAUGUCGCAGGUCUUGACAGAGAAAGAGAAGCAGAGCCUGGUGUCGAGGUCGGGGGCGUCGACGCCCGACAACUUGAGGCGGGGCUCACCGCGGAAGCUCAACACGGAGCUGAAGCUGGAGCUGAGGCACAAACAUGAGGUGCAAGGGGAGAAGAUCGAUCCUAACCUCAGCCUGGACGAGCAGAGCUUCUACCACGGCAAGUUAUCCAGACUAGAAGCCGAGAAGCUCUUGAAGCCGUGCAAGGAAUGCAGCUACCUGGUCAGACAGAGUGAAAGUGCUCAGAAGGACUACUCUCUCUCCCUCAAGAGUGCCAAAGGCUUCAUGCACAUGAAGAUCGUCUGCAACUCCCAAGGUUACAUCCUGGGGGAGUUCAGCAAACCGUUUAAGGGCAUCCCACCCAUGAUACACUACUACACAACACACAAGCUCAACAUCCGAGGAGCAGAGCACAUGGCCCUGCUGCAUCCAGUGGAGAACCAGAUGCUAUGAUCUUGCACUUCUUGGACAUGCUCGCCACCGAUUGACUCAUUGUCAUCACCUUUGUGACCAUGCUUUGCCAUUAAUCGCAAUCAGAUACACAGAAAAUUAGGUAACCACGUCAGACUUAUUUGGUGUUGAAUGUGAGUAAUCCAGUCUCAAGACUUCCAUUUUCAAAGACUGUUUUCCAGGUUUGAUUCUUGUAAAUUCCACAGCGAACAUUUAUUUUGACAGUGAAUCUGGUUACUUUCAAAUCACAGCUGUAGUUCAUUUGGUCGGAGAAGAACCAUGUGUUGAGGUUCUGUGUGAGACAUACACUGUCAAGACAAAUUUCCUGUGCUUGGCUUGACAUUGACAUUGUGCUACAGAAUUGCCUAAAGGGAACAUUGCAUGUCACGGAUCACGUUGUCAUUGUGUCAGACACCAGGGGGGUAUUGUCAAAUCCAGAGACUAGCAGAACUUGGCACCCUUGGAGUAGUGAAUAGCUGAAACAAUGCUUAUCUACCUGAGUUGUAGAGGACACACCGUGUCUUUGCUGGGGCACAUCAGAGCUUGGGCAUUUAGAAACUCAUGCCACCGAUGUUCGUAGGUGGAGAGACAUUGGGAAGGAGAAGAGCUCUGCUCAUGUUGGAAUUCGAUGGUCAUCUACCUUGACCACCAUCCCAGUUGCCAGUUCUGGUGAAGCUGCCAAACACUGCAAUCUGCUAAGCACGGAAAUAUUUUUGCUUAGCAACAGCAGGUUACCAGCUAAAUUCUCUAUUGAUGCAUGUCACUUGUAGCUGGUUCCCAGCUUGAUUUUGCCUAGCAAGGAAAGUUUGCUAAGCAGUAUUUCUGUCUGAGCUGCUCCAUGACAUGGGACCCUGAUAUGUUCAUAUUGAGUAUUCCGCCGUACUUUCAGGUGCCAUUGUGGUUGCGCGCUUUGCCCGCUGCUUGCUGGAAAAGUGGCUACGUUAAUCCAGUAUGAGUUAUCAGUGGUGCAGUAGAGAGGGUUCAGAGGGUUGAAUCACCUCUCCCCCUCCCCUCCCCCAUAACCACAAAAAAGCUGAAAAGUAAAAAGAGAAUAAAAUGUCCCAGCCAUGCUCUAAGGCUUUGUAAGAUAAAGAAAUUGAAAUAGACGUAAGACUUCCAUCCAUACAGAUUUCUUUAGGUGAGUCACUACAUGCAGGAUGGUACCCUCCUCCCCUCCCACAC
Molecule: messenger RNA, 3003 nt
Organism: Acanthaster planci (crown-of-thorns starfish)
Lineage: Eukaryota; Metazoa; Echinodermata; Asteroidea; Valvatida; Acanthasteridae
Molecular function (GO): phosphotyrosine residue binding
Source: RefSeq, a predicted model, not a curated record